Molecule: messenger RNA, 1434 nt
Organism: Oikopleura dioica
Lineage: Eukaryota; Metazoa; Chordata; Appendicularia; Copelata; Oikopleuridae
Source: the annotation of a GenBank genome assembly
AUGACUUUCUUUUUAUCCGACAAAGAAGAGCGUCUCCUGCGAAACCUCCUUUCCCGUGCAGAGCGGAACCCGAACAUUAUUCAUCGUGUAUUCUCCGAUCAUGUCUAUUUCCCCGUCGAAGAUUUUUCAAUUCUCCGGAAGCAGCCGAUGCUCGAUGAAUCCUCGCAAAUACAAAACGUUGCUAAAAACUUCUACGGCGCGCGUAAUUACGAUAAACAACUGAUGACGAUUCUGUCCUUUUUUCCCUUCGCGAUUCCGUUUUCCAAGCGGAUCACGAUUUUUUAUAAUCUUCUGGAAAACGAUCAAGCUCCCAAUCCUUCCAUGUUUCGGAACGACACAAGAAGAAUGCGAUAUAGAAUCAGACGCGACCGGGUGUUCGAAGAUGCUUACUCGCAAAUGUCCCAUGCUGACUGGAAACACGACUUUGACAUUGAAAUUAUGAACGAUGGACGCGUCGAGCCUGGUUUCGGCCAAGGCGUGACGCGCUGGUUUACUGAGGCGUUGCUUCAAGCUGCUUUUGAUCCUAAAGUCGGCCUGAUGCUGCAGAAUGAGAAUGGCGAGCUCUACCCCAAUCCUUUCGUCAGCCAAAUUUAUCCAGACUCUUUUGAGGCUUAUUACAAGUUUUUGGGGAAGAUUCUCGGCUACAUGGUCUACACGAAAUCAAUCAACUAUCUACCUCUCUGUUCAUUUUUCCUAUCAAAGAUCCUCCGUGGAAGUAUCGAACUCGACCUUUCCGAACUUCAAGGACUCGAUAAAGAGCUUUACAAAAACCUGAUGUAUUUGAAAUCAAAUCCUGAGGAAAUCGAAUCAAUGGGUCUCGAUUUUACGGCGAAUUUAUCAGCCCUUGGCAAUGCAGAAACUGUAGAACUGAAGCCAAAUGGAUCAAACGUCCCCGUCGACAAAUCUAACUACACAGAAUUUAUCAUCAAAGUUGCAGAUUUUCACUUGAACAAGGCUGUCGCUCGUCAAUGCAACGCAUUCCGCGCUGGCUUCUACUCAAUCAUCGACCAGGCAUGGGUGAAGCUCUUCGACCAGCGCGAGUUCGACAUUCUCAUCCAAGGCGUCAAACAAGACAUCGACAUCGAAGAUCUAAAGAAAAACACUGUCUACUACAAAAUGCGCGACGACGAUGAUCGAUGCUUUACUGCUGAUCAUCCGACGAUUGUUGCAUUCUGGCAAGUCCUGAACGAUUUCAAUACUGAGGAGCGGGUCAAGUUCUUGAAGUUUACGACCAGUUCGCCCAGAGCGCCAUUGAGAGGCUUUGCAGAGCUCAAUCCGCGGUUCACGCUGAUUAAUACUAAUGAAGAUACAUCACGGUUACCGUCUGCCUCAACAUGCGUCAACUUGCUCAAAAUGCCUCCCUAUCCAAAUCGCCAACUCCUAGAGGAAAAACUCCGCCUCGCGAUCGAAGCUGUCACCUUCGAAUUUUCCUAA